AUGGCGGCGCGGGCAGCGGGUGGCUGCUCCUCGGCGGCGCUCGCCUUCUUCCGUCUCCACCCGCUCCGACGCGCCGUCCGCCCAGCCGCCGCUUUUGCUGGAGGGUGCUCCUCUGGCCUCUACGGCGGCUGCCGGAGCCGCCUGGCGCAUAGUAUUGUGGACUCCGUUCUGGAUGAGCUCCGCUCCCGCCGGCUCGUCAGGGUAUCGGCAAAGAUAGGAUUGCAGGGCACAAAGGAAUUGCCUGACAAUAAGAUAGACAAGAGAACAUUACAGAAAGGAUUGCUGCUUGAAUUUCAGAAAGAUUCCGAGAGAUCUUUGCUUGCUGUUGUUGAAAGGCCUGAUGGAAAGAAAAACUGGAUGGUGACUGAUCAGAAUGGUAUCUUGUCUUCGAUAAAGCCCCAGCAGGUUAUCAUGAAUUUUGACUAUUCAAGAAUAGAUGAGUUUCUUGAGAAAAUGCAAGAUCUUUUGGACCCAACUGUUUUGGAAUGUGCUUGGAUGGAGCUGUCUGAGAAGGAUAAAUCAAUAACAGUUGAGGAAUUUGCAGAGAUAGUGUAUGGUACCAAGGAGUCUCUGGAAAGCUACUGUGCACAUCUCUUGUUGUCAUUUGUCAAGGGACGUAGUAUAUUUUGUCAAGGUAGAGAGCAGAGAUUACUCCAUGUACCAACCUCGUUCACCUACUCAGAGGAACUCCUACGACGGAAGCUUGCUAAAGAGGCAGCUGAGAAGGAACUGGAAGAAUUUGUCCACUUACUCAAGUCUGCCAAAGAAUUGCCUGUGGAGUCCAAGCCUCCUAAAACUUCAUGGUUGGUGGAAGAAAAAGUCAGGCAAAAAAUUGAGGCUCUUCAAGCAUACGCAGUUGAUGCAUGUGACGAUGAACAAAGAAGACUAGCAGGAAAUAUUCUCAAAGCUAUGGGAUUCACGAGGACAUCAUCAGCUGCUCUAAAGCUCCUUAUAAAUGUUGGAUACUUCCCUGUGCAUAUCAAUCUCGACCUUUUCAGGUACGAUGUCCGUAUAAGGUACACGGAUGAAGUUUUGUCAGCUGCAGAGGAGCUUCUGGUGGACAGCCCUGAUGCAGACAUGCGUAUCAGGAAGGAUCUUUCAACUUUGAAAGUGUAUGCCAUUGAUGUGGAUGAGGCUGAUGAACUUGAUGAUGCAUUGAGCGCAACUAGGCUUCCUGAUGGUAGGAUAAAGGUCUGGAUACAUGUUGCUGAACCAACAUGCUUGGUCAAACCUCGUAGCAUCAUUGAUAGGGAGGCAAUGCACAGAGGAACCUCAAUCUUUCUACCAACUGCUACCAUUCCGAUGUUCCCAGAGAGGCUUGCCAUGAAUGCUAUGAGCUUGCAGCAGGAAUAUACUCUAGAGAAUUCAGUCAUCAAACCUACCUAUAUGUUGACAUAUGAGAGUGCAACUGAAUUGCUUUACAUGAACCUGGAAGAAGAGGAAGAACUAAGGAUUCUUCAAGAAGCUGCUUCCAUUCGUGCACAGUGGCGUCAUAGCCAGGGUUCAAUAGAUACUGCGAUGAUAGAGCCACGUAUCAAGGUGUCAAAUCCUGAUGAUCCUGAACCAAAUAUCAAUCUAUAUGUUGAAGAUCAAGCCAAUCCAGCAAUGCAGCUUGUAUCUGAAAUGAUGUUACUUUGUGGCGAGGCAGUGGCUGCUUUUGGUUCUGACAACCACCUCCCUUUGCCAUAUAGAGGUCACCCCCAGUCCAACACAGCAAUGUCAGUGUUCUCUCAUCUACCUGAGGGGCCUGCAAGGAGCUUUGCCAAUAUCAGUGUGCUCCGUGCUGCAGAAAUGGAUUUUCAAAAACCUGUACCACAUGGUGUACUUGGUAUUCCUGGUUACGUGCAGUUCACCUCUCCUAUUCGAAGAUAUGUUGAUCUGCUAGCUCAUUAUCAGCUUUCUGAUAGUGUCAUCAAAUUCGUUAUUUAA
This is a messenger RNA of Miscanthus lutarioriparius, 1929 nucleotides long. The record is from the annotation of a GenBank genome assembly. Lineage: Eukaryota; Viridiplantae; Streptophyta; Magnoliopsida; Poales; Poaceae.